Protopolystoma xenopodis is the source of this 1449-nucleotide messenger RNA. Lineage: Eukaryota; Metazoa; Platyhelminthes; Monogenea; Polystomatidea; Polystomatidae. The record is from the annotation of a GenBank genome assembly.
AUGCGCCUAAAUCUUAAAAAGUCAAUUUCAAUCAGGCACUCUUUGUUGUUUAACCUUUAUUAUGUAUUCGGGCGAAUUCCAUCCACUUACAGCGAGGAUGAUACAUACAGAUGGAUCCUGCAUACAAAUCGUCACUCGCAGUCGCCGCUCCCUGAGCAAGCAGUUAAAAUUUCAUCUGACAAAUAUGAUAGACUUGAAGUCCUCCAUGGAGGCUCCACUAUGGCUUCAUCUGCUACCAAUGACUCGAUAAAAAUAUCAGAUACCAAUCAGCUGAUUCAAGACUCCUAUCAUAAAUGGUUGCUACCGUCCUCACUUCAAACCUCAGGCUCAGAUCGACCAAAGUUAUUACCAGAUCAAAUUGGUCUCUCAUCUGCCCUCGAAAGAGUAACUGUACUUUCUUCAAGCAAAGUGGACGAGCUGAGUGACCGAUCAAGUUAUUCCAAGCUGUCACUUUCGAAGGAUUUCCAACCGCCGGAGCCCGCCAAACGGGAACAACCUGCUUAUGCAGAUUGGUUGCUACCGCCGACUCUUUCUCUCGCCACUUCAGCUAGGCGUGAAGAUGCUCACAUUUUUAACGGUUUUCCCAGCAAGCAAACGGUGUCUAAUGCUGCGCCUGAGUCAAAAGGCGAUUUCGAUUAUUUCAAAUGGCUACUGCCUCAGGACAAGUAUCAUUUUUCUUCAAAGACAUCUCAUUUGCUGGCAUCGAAGCAUCAUGAUGCCAGGCUUCCGUCCUAUGUUGACUGGCUACUACCGGCUGCAAUUGACCCCUCCGACGCUGCUAAACACCACCUGCCGUCUCAAAGGGAGUCCGGCCGAAAGUUGACCAAUUCACCUGCUGGUUUAGACUACCAAAAAUGGUUGGCUCUUGAGACGAAUACUUUGUGCUCGUCGGAAGACAUCACGUUACGCAAUUCGUGUAUAGACCAGCUUUCGAGCCCAACUUCGGUGCAUGCAAAUGUGCGUCCUCAUUCUGACACUGCCGGCCCCUCUACUUCCAGAGUAUACCGGCCUGAAGAUUAUUAUUCCCCGAUCACUGGACAGGAUCAGUUAGCCUCUUGUGCCGCAUUGUUUUCUCUCUUAGCAACUGAUCCGAAUGCACCCUCAGAGUCGUGUCCAACUCGUAAAUACCGGUUAGCAACGAGGCCACAAAAUGCCUCAAAUCAGUCGGAUGAAUACUCCGAACGGCUGGCUCCUGGACACAAUGUGCCACGUAAUCCAAGCCUAACUCUUCCGUCCUCGUGUCGAACUGAGCCGCAAUUUUCCCCACCGCCUACCGGCUGCGACGUGAAACGCACAGCUCAGCGCUUUUGGCCGACUGAUUUCCGGUACCAAAAGCCCACUUGCCACGACAUCGGUGUAUCAACUUGCCAAUUGUCGGAUGAGACGGUGACGCAUUGCGAGCUGGUUUUGAUGGAAUCUCAACCACCUCAGGUUAAUCGGUUGCUUUAG